Hibiscus syriacus is the source of this 1119-nucleotide messenger RNA. RefSeq names its product transcription factor HHO5-like. NCBI's taxonomy places the organism in Eukaryota, Viridiplantae, Streptophyta, Magnoliopsida, Malvales, Malvaceae. Gene Ontology annotation, molecular function: DNA binding; DNA-binding transcription factor activity. The transcript is spliced from 5 exons. Gene Ontology annotation, biological process: regulation of DNA-templated transcription. The record is from RefSeq and is a predicted model, not a curated record.
GAAAAAGGUGACGUGAUGGAGUUGACUUUGGAUUUAAGUUCAGCUUAUGUACCAGGAACCAUAUCAGAGUUUCUGAAAGAGGUUUCAAAGAUCAAAUACGGGUUUCAAAGAUUACUGAAGAUUAGUGAUUUUGUUAAAAGAUUGGAAGAUGAAAUGAAGAAAAUCGAUGCCUUUAAACGCGAACUUCCUCUUUCCAUGCUUCUCUUGAAAGAUGUGAUUGAGAGAUUGAAGGAGGAAGAAAUACGGUGUAAGGAAAUGGAGGAUUUAUCAGUGACAGAAGAGUUGUUGUUGCCAUUGAAGAUGAAUUUUGAGGAGAAUGGAAGGGUAGAUAGGGAAAAAGAUGGCGGUGACAAGAAAAACUGGAUGAGUUCUGUUCAACUCUGGAACUCUGAUUCUGACAGCGUUGAUCACAGCAAGAAAUCAAACAAAGUUCCAGAACCGAAACUGUAUUACUAAUGGGAUUGCAUUUAACAGAACCCAAUUGAAUUUUGUAAUGAAAAAAGAUUCAAGGGACAAGUGGAUAAGGAAAAUUUAGGACUUUCUCUCAUGUUUCCAAGUUCUGAAUUGGGUUCUUGUAAGUCAGUUUUGAAGAGCAAUGGCAGCUGUGGAAUUGGUUUUAGCCCUUCCUUGUCUUCAGACCAAAAUCAAAUCAAGUCUCAGACCAAACAUCAACAACGUGAACAGCAGGCGCAUAUGCAGAAUUCUAGGAAACAAAGGCGGUGCUGGUCACCUGAGCUUCAUAGGCUAUUUGUUGAGUCUCUUCAACAGCUUGGAGGUUCAAAAGUGGCAACUCCUAAACAGAUUAGAAAGCUGAUGCAAGUUGAGGGUCUCACCAAUGAUGAAGUGAAAAGCCAUUUGCAGAAAUUCAGACUUCAUUUCCGAAAGCUUCCGGCUUCUUCAGCUGGGCAAGGAAACAGCCAAGAGUCAGCUCAAAAUCAGUGCAAUAAUGAACACAUGAAAGCAAACAUUUCACAAUCUGGAUCUCCACAGGGUCCCCUCCCUGCCGGUGCUCGUGCUAAAGGUCUGCCGAGUACCACCGGUGGUGACAGCAUGGAUGCAGAAGAUGAAAAAUCGGACGGUCACAUUUGGUAUAUAGUCAGAUAAGUUGUUCCCAUGAAU